UUACAGUAUUAGUUGUUGUAUUGCAUUAUCGUUGCCAAUGUCUACCUUAACUAUCAGCUUGAAUCGAAUGUGUUUUUAACUUCCGUCCUUUUAGAAUAUAACACUUCAUUAUUUUGACUUCGUUUCCUGCAUUAUUUUGUUGUCUAUAUUAAUUUUACCACCUUUUUCUCGUUCAAAACUGAGGUGUCAUUAUCGUACUAUAUUGUAUGAUAUUGUUGUAUUCAAGACUCGAUUCUUUUAAAUCGUUGGAAUAUCCAUCUUAUAAAAUCUACUACUUCGCUGUUUAGCUUUACUGGUUUAUGCUUUCCUAAAGUAGACAGACCACAUGGCACUCGUAAAUAAAGUUCGACCGAGUCAUUCUGAUCGAAAUGCUAAACGUCCAGAAAAGCUACAAAGAGUUGGGUCUCUUGUAGAACUGUUUGAUUUCUUCGUAUUAGAUAAAGGAACGGUUAUUGAUACUGUGUCUGUUAACACCUUUUUGUAUACCUACCGUUUAUUUGCUGACAUGGAACUGGUUUUGGAAGUUGUAAAUAAAAAAUUUUGGAAUGUAUGUCAUUCAAGCAUCGUACCAACCUCUUGGAAAGUUGGGAUUAUUUCAUCCUUCCAGUAUUUUCUUGGUGCAUGGUUACAGCAGCCUCAUAUAAAGGAUUUCGAUUCCCCACAAAAAAUUAUGCAUCUCAAAUGGUUAGUACGGAUUCUCGCUGGGUGGUUUGAUGUUUUUCAACCUUCUUGCAGUCAAAACAGUCAUACUUAUAUCUUAAAAGAAUUUAUGAAAUGCUGUGGAAAUAAUAAUACGUCCACUAAAAAACAAGGUGUGACGCGAAUUAUUUUGUGUGACAUUAAUCCAGAGGUUUGGGACCGACUCACUACGGAUAUGGAGUUUUUAUGCCGGCAAGCCGUAAAUUGUCUGAAAAUGAUAGCCUGUAAAUAUCAAGUAGACCUAAAUCCGGAAAAGCAAUCGCCACCACUACGUAUAAUCACUGUAAAUCAAGUCAGUCGUCACUAUUCACCUCACGACCCUUCAAUAUAUAAAUCAGAAAAGCAUUUGAAAGAAAUGAUUAAAAUUGCACCUUCUAUUAACCCCUUAAUUAAUUUAUGGAAUUUAAAUGUAAAUACGGUAGCUGAACAACUUACAGUUGCUGAUCAGAGAUUAUUUCUUGACAUGGAAUUAAAUGAUUGCCUGAUAUAUGCUAGAGGUAAACCUGCUCCAUCCGUGCAAGCUACAAUCGAUCAAUAUAAUAAAUUAUAUCAUCUCGUUCAAAGUUCGGUGUUCAAUUCUGAUCACGAUUAUCCAAUAUUGGUGGAACCUACACCGAUUUAUUCAAGACGUUUUAAUAAACCAGUUAAUUAUAACAGUCCAAAGACAAAGAUCAGUCCACAGAUAAUAACGAUAUGGUCUAAGAAUUCACCUCAUCAUAAUUCUUUGACAUCAAAUGUAGGAAAAUUAAAAACUGGAUGUAUUAUAACAUGGAUUAAUAUUGCUUAUCGGCUAGGACAAACAAGAAAUUAUUCAGCAUUAAAAGCCAUUAUUAUGGCUUUACAAUCUACUCCAGUACUCCGAUUAUGGCAUAGUUGGAAUGUUUUGGAAUAUCAUUAUCACGAGCAUUUUAUCAAGUUCAAAUAUUUGGCUUCCAUAGUGAGCUUUGAUAAUAAUCAAGAACAAUUGAGAAAACGAUUGAAUAAGUGUGCGAACAAAAUGUAUUGGUACUUAAAACUCAACAAUCUAAAUCCAUUAUGUGGAGACAUAAACACACCUGGUGAUAUUUCACAAUUUGAAAAUUCAGAUGAAGAGUAUAGCAGAGAGACUAAACAUUCAAUUUUGCCACAUCAAUCAUCUUAUUUAAAUGGUGUCAUACCGUAUCUAGGUGUAUUUCUUAGUGAUUUAACUUUAUUGCAUCAUUCAUCACCGGAUUAUGUCAGUCGACCAAAAUAUUCACCAUCAAAUGAGAAUAAACAAGAAUUCAAUAAUAUUAAUCGGAAAAGCCCUAUCCCUUCUAUUCAUAUUAAUAAUAAUAAUAUUAAUUCAUCAGUCAUCAGUUCAUCAAUUGACACAAAUGAUUUUUCCAAACAACCGGCUAAAAAUUAUCAUGAUAAAACAAAUUUAUUGCAUAUAUCAGAUCAACUUAGUAAUUUAACCCGAAGUACACCGAAUUUGUCAGUAGCAGUAACACCAACAAUUCAAACAAAUGAUGAUAAUAAUAAUAAUGACAAUAUGAAACAAUCUUUAAAAUUAUUAAAAAUCCCAUCAAAUACAACUGUUUCAUCUAUUAAACCAUCAAUUUCUGUUGAUCAUCAUGAUAAUAAUAUCCAAUCGAAUGGACCUGUCAAGACAACAAAAUUUGAUCUUUCUAGACGUCAUUCUACAGUUGAUAACAGUGAUAAUAAAUUAAUCAAUCUUGAUAAACAUCGUCGAGAGUUUAAAAUUCUAGCAAAUCUUUUUCUUCUUCAACAAAAUGCUCAAUUUUAUUCACUAAGACCGGAACCAGAUUUUACUACAUGGUUUCAUUCUUAUCCAUUAAUCUCUGAAAGUGAAGCACUCAGUCGUUCUUGUGAUCUAGAACCAGAUGAUGAACAAGCAGAACAACGUUUAAAUAGACCAUUUAGCGCAUCUCCAUAUAUAUUUGAUGCCAGUGAUUCAAACCUUGCAGUUGAUAUCAUAAGUAGUGAUAAACGGCGACAUCCACGUCAUAACAAUAAUAAUAAUAAUAAUAAUAAUAAUAUUCAUGUAGAAAGAUCCAAAUAUGCUAUAACUCGUCCACCUAGUGCUACACCUUCUGUUGGUGCUACUACUACAGUCAUGGUGAAUCCAACGCAAAAUAAUAAAUCACGAAUGAAUGCAGCCUAUUCAUCUAAUGAUUUACUUGGUGAUAUGAAAUACAACAUGUCAAUCACAUCUACUACAGGAAAUAGUUUGGACAUUUUAAAUCAACAAAGUAACCGUAAACCUAUUAUGAAAGUAUCACCUUCUAUAUGGACUACUACGCAUAAAACUCUAUCACCUACAUUCGAUACAAUGAAUGCUGAUACUAAUGAUAACAAUUUAUCCAUUACUGUUUCUCUUCAUCGUACAAAUAGUCAACUAGAUGGUCGUGUAUCACCAUUUAUCGCUAAAGUUGCUUAUUUAGGCGGUCUAUCGCAUGGAUCGCAUGGCUUUAAUGAUAAUCAACUUUCUAGUUCAAAACACACAAAAUUUUUAAUUGAAUUAUCAGUUUCUCCUACGGAUAGUGUUUCGGAUGUCCUAUCUAAAGCUCUUAAAAUGUUUGGUUGUACCAAUCAAAGGGUGGACAAUUAUGAUUUAAUUCAUGUUCGUAAAGAUACUCGAGAUAUAACUCUGUUAAAAAAUGCCAAUUUUUAUGAAUCGAUAAAUUAUACUUCCCUUCAUUUAUCAAAUAAUAAAGAACAUGAAUUAUUGGAAUUUAUUUGUACACCAACAAUUCAUAAUGAGAAUAAUAGUAAUAACAACAGUAACCAUAGUAACAGUUUGAUCAGUUCACUAUCACGAUCAUCAUCACAUAUUGAAACGAACAAUACCACAAGUUAUCAUGCUAAAAAAUUAAAUCCACAGCCUACUACUACUACUGCAUCGGAAUAUGCUAAACAAUGUCAAAUGAUAAAUAAAAGUUCAAAUAAACAUUGUACCGUUGAAUUAUGGUUAUAA
Messenger RNA from Schistosoma turkestanicum, 3658 nucleotides. The record is from the annotation of a GenBank genome assembly. Lineage: Eukaryota; Metazoa; Platyhelminthes; Trematoda; Strigeidida; Schistosomatidae.